CCCCCCGCCCCUCGCCCGGGCGCCGGGGCUGGUGCAAUCCCGCCCGCCACUCCAGGAGCGGGAGGGGGGGCGGCGGUAAGGGGAGGGGGGUUGGCCUCGCCUCUCGCGAGAUCGUCUCCUAGGGGCUGCCGCUCCGGGCCUCUGAGUGGCGGCGCUUGCGCAGCCGCCAUGUUCGGUUGCUAUGCUGUGGCCUGGGAGACGGGGUGUGCUUAAGGGAGGAGGAGGAGGAGGAGACGGAGGAGGAGGAAGAGGAGGAGAAGGAGGCGGGGGCAGCGAGCACCUCUUGCACUCUCACAUACAAACGCUGCCUAGGAUUCGGCGCCCCCUCACGCCGCGCCGCGCGCUUUUCCGCUCCUCGCGGGCCGCCCCCCCCCCACAUUGUUCUCGCCGGACCCCUGGGUCCCCCUGACGCCGCCUUCGGGGCCUGAGCCCGGGAGAGGGGGAAAGAUCGGACUCGGAGCCGAAGGGUCGGGGGUUUGGGGCCAGGCCCCUCCGCCCCCCUCCUGCUAAUCCCCACAAGUCCCGGGGUGCCCCACCCCCACGGCACUUUUCGCGGGUGUGUGUGUGUGUGUGUGUGUGUGUGUGCGCGCGAGUGUGAGUGUGUGUGUGGAUUAUCUCAUCCCGGUAGGGAGGUGGGAGCGCGCGCGCCUCCCUCGCGUCUGUCUCCCGGCGGCGCCGCGCCGGCCCGCGCGCCCCGCAGUAUGAGGUGGUGCUGGCGGCUCGGGGCCGUGGCGCGGCCGCUGCGGCGGCGGCUGCUGAGUUGCUGCUGAAGGGAGCCCCCGGGAGCGGCGCGGCGCGGCGGACGCGCUUCGCCCCGGCGCGCCCGGGCCUCGAGGCUUCGCCUUCUCCAGCCGGGAGGACGCGGCUGUGAUACGAAGACCUUGUGUGGACAGUAAUGACCUCACGUUUCCGGUUGCCUGCUGGCAGAACCUACAAUGUACGAGCAUCAGAGUUGGCCCGAGACAGACAACAUACAGAGGUGGUUUGCAACAUUCUGCUCCUGGAUAAUAGUGUACAAGCUUUCAAAGUUAAUAAACAUGAACAAGGGCAAGUUCUGUUGGAUAUAGUCUUCAAGCACCUUGAUUUGACAGAACGAGACUAUUUUGGUUUACAGUUGGCUGAUGAUUCCACAGAUAACCCAAAGUGGCUGGAUGCAAACAAACCAAUAAGGAAACAGCUAAAGAGACUGCUUUUUUUAAUUCUAGGAGGAUCACCUUACAGUUUGAAUUUUAGAGUCAAAUUUUUUGUAAGUGACCCCAACAAGUUGCAAGAAGAAUAUACAAGGUACCAGUAUUUUUUGCAAAUAAAGCAAGACAUUCUUACCGGAAGAUUACCCUGUCCUUAUAAUACCGCUGCCCUUUUGGCUUCAUUUGCUGUUCAGUCUGAACUUGGAGACUACAUUCAGUCAGAGAACUUGCCAGGCUACCUCUCAGAUUAUUCUUUCAUUCCUAAUCAACCUCAAGAUUUUGAAAAAGAAAUUGCAAAAUUACAUCAGCAACAUACAGGCUUAUCUCCUGCAGAAGCUGAAUUUAAUUACCUGAACACAGCACGUACCUUAGAACUCUAUGGAGUUGAAUUCCACUAUGCAAGAGAUCAGAGUAACAAUGAAAUUAUGAUUGGAGUGAUGUCAGGAGGAAUUCUGAUUUAUAAGAACAGGGUACGAAUGAAUACCUUUCCAUGGUUGAAGAUUGUAAAAAUUUCUUUUAAGUGCAAGCAGUUUUUUAUUCAACUUAGAAAAGAAUUGCAUGAAUCUAGAGAAACAUUGUUGGGGUUUAAUAUGGUGAAUUACAGAGCAUGCAAAAAUCUGUGGAAAGCAUGUGUAGAACAUCACACAUUCUUUCGUUUGGACAGACCACUUCCACCUCAGAAGAAUUUUUUUGCACAUUAUUUUACAUUAGGUUCAAAGUUCAGGUACUGUGGGAGAACUGAAGUCCAGUCAGUUCAGUAUGGCAAAGAAAAAGCAAAUAAAGACAGGGUGUUUGCAAGAUCCCCUAGUAAGCCAUUGGCACGGAAAUUAAUGGAUUGGGAAGUAGUAAGCAGAAAUUCAAUAUCAGAUGACAGGUUAGAAACACAAAGCCUUCCAUCCCGAUCUCCCCCUGGAACUCCUAAUCAUCGAAAUUCUGCAUUCACCCAAGAGGGAACCCGCUUACGACCAUCUUCAGUCGGUCAUUUGGUAGACCAUGUGGUUCAUACUUCCCCGAGUGAAGUAUUUGUGAAUCACAGAUCUCCAUCCUCAACACAAGCUAAUAGCAUCAUUUUGGAAUCAUCGCCGUCACAAGAAACUCCAGAAGAUGGACAGCCUCCAGCUUUACCACCCAAACAAUCAAAGAAAAACAGUUGGAACCAAAUUCAUUGUUCACAUUCUCAGCAGGAUCUAGAAAACCAUAUUAAUGAAACAUUUGAUGUCCCAUCUUCCCCUGAAAAGUCUACUCCUAAUGGUGGUAUUCCACAUGAUAAUCUUGUUCUGAUCAGAAUGAAGCCUGAUGAAAAUGGAAGGUUUGGAUUCAAUGUAAAGGGGGGAUAUGAUCAGAAGAUGCCUGUGAUUGUCUCCCGAGUAGCACCAGGAACACCUGCUGACCUCUGUGUCCCUCGAUUGAAUGAAGGGGACCAAGUUGUACUGAUCAAUGGUCGGGACAUUACAGAACAUACUCAUGAUCAAGUGGUUCUGUUUAUUAAAGCUAGCUGUGAGCGACAUUCUGGGGAACUUGUGCUUCUAGUCCGGCCGAAUGCUGUUUAUGAUGUAGUGGAAGAAAAGCUAGAAAAUGAGCCAGACUUCCAGUACAUUCCUGAGAAAGCUCCACUAGAUAACACUCAUCAGGAUGAUCAUUCCCUUCGGGAAUCAAUGAUUCAGCUAGCCGAGGGGCUUAUCACUGGAACAGUCCUGACGCAAUUUGAUCAACUGUAUCGCAAAAAACCUGGAAUGACAAUGUCUUGUGCCAAAUUACCUCAGAACAUUUCCAAAAAUAGAUACAGAGAUAUUUCGCCUUAUGAUGCUACACGGGUUAUUUUAAAGGGUAAUGAAGACUAUAUCAAUGCAAAUUAUAUAAAUAUGGAAAUCCCUUCUUCCAGCAUUAUAAAUCAAUACAUUGCAUGUCAAGGGCCAUUACCGCACACCUGCACAGAUUUUUGGCAGAUGACUUGGGAGCAAGGCUCUUCCAUGGUUGUUAUGUUGACCACACAAGUUGAACGUGGCAGGGUUAAAUGUCACCAGUAUUGGCCAGAGCCCACAGGAAGUUCAUCCUAUGGAUGCUACCAAGUCACCUGCCACUCAGAAGAGGGAAACACUGCAUAUAUCUUCAGGAAGAUGACACUAUUUAACCAAGAGAAAAAUGAGAGUCGCCAACUCACUCAGAUUCAGUACAUAGCCUGGCCUGACCAUGGAGUUCCAGAUGAUUCUAGUGACUUUCUGGAUUUUGUCUGUCAUGUGCGAAAUAAAAGGGCUGGCAAGGAAGAACCUAUUGUUGUUCAUUGCAGUGCCGGGAUUGGAAGAACUGGGGUGCUCAUUACUAUGGAAACAGCCAUGUGUCUCAUUGAAUGCAAUCAACCCGUUUAUCCACUGGACAUUGUAAGAACAAUGAGAGAUCAACGAGCCAUGAUGAUUCAAACACCUAGCCAAUACAGAUUUGUAUGUGAAGCUAUUUUGAAAGUUUAUGAAGAAGGAUUUGUUAAACCCUUAACAUCAUCAAACAAAUAAGAAUGCGAAAGGUCUGGAAUAUGAAUUGGGAAACUGCUUUCCUUCAUAUUCAACUUGCCAUAAUACUGCUUGCAGGAAAUGGCAUCUUAACAAAAAGAACUCACAGAAACUGAAAACUUCAGCACUGUUGCACUUUAUGUUUUAAAAAAUAUCACUCUCUUAAAAUCUAUAACUCAUUGUUUGAAUACUAUUUCAUGCUUUGCUCCGAACAAAUAGUGAAUAACUGUGUAUGUUCAGGGUAAUUUAUGAAAUUUUGUGGUGGUGCCAUUCAGUUCCCUUCUCAUAGAAUUGCCACAAACAAGGCUCAGAAUUCUCAUCAUCUCUGAUAUACACCUGUAUCUUGAAAGCAAAAAGAAGUAAACAUCAGGAGUCAGCUCUGGUAUUUUCCAGUGAUUUAUGUACUUACGAUACUGAUUACCAGAUUUUAUUUUUAAAACGUUAGCAAUAUUAUUCUCAAUAUUAGCCAAUACACUGCCUAUGGAUGCAGCACAUCUUUCCCUAUACUCCUCCUAUAGAGACCUGCUGUUCGUGAGAAGAAAGGUGAAAUUUGCUUUUCCCAGGAAAUGCUGCACAUUGUCAUUUACCAGCAUCUUAUAGAAAGUAUAAAUAUGAAUCUACAAAUUUUCUUGGGUUCAAUAAUGUUACUUAUAUUUAUCAUAAAGUUGGCUUAUUCCAAAUCAUGUAAUUUCACAUACUUGAUGUAAAGGAAUGCAUGCAUUGUGUCUUAACCCCUUAAGUGCCUUGAGACGUCUUUGUAUGUCUAACAAAAAGGCACUCAUUUGACCCCAAUAGGAGGUAUGUAUGUAAAUUGUAUACUUAUGUUCUUCUGCAUUUUGAAUCAUCAGUUCACAUCGUUAAAUACAGCUUCUUGUAUUGAGAGUCACACAGUCAGAAGGUUAAGGCAAUUCUAUUUCUUUACUCAAUUACUGUACUUUGCCAUAAGAAUGAAAGGUAAUUUGUAUUCUACUGAGUGAGCACUGCUGCUAUGGAAUUGUUCAAUAUCUGCACAUUCCUUUCCCAAGGAACAAGGGUUACAGUUUAGCAGCUCAAAUAUAAAAAUACUUUAUUAUUUCAAUUUUAUAUUUAUUUUAUCUCUAACUUUAGAAAUGGCAUCUAACGUGCACAUGAAAGUAAAACAUUGAUACUCUAAAAUUAGAAUAGCUAACUGUGAUUUAGUUCUGCCACUAAAUUAUUACUCUUCAGAAUUUAUUUUGGUUCAGAUUAAGCUUUGAUCCCACUGAUCCUCCUAAUUGGGACACUUCAGACAAGGGUUGGAAUAUUGUUGACUUUUUUGCCAAAUGUAAUUCAUCAAUAAAUGAAAUGAGGAUCCUCUUGUCAUUUUUAUGAAUCAUUAAAUGACUACCGUUUGUAUAUACUUACUAAACUAUGAACAUGUUAAUAUGGCAAGUUUUGAUCAGCCCGGUGGAAAAUCUAAUUCCCUUUAAAAAUGUGUAUGUUUUCCUCUUCAAGUUUUUUAAGUCUGUUAUUUUAAGAUAGAACCUUUAAAAUUGCCCAGUUUUAAUAUAAAUAGAAAUUUGUUCACCUGUUAAAAUGUUCUAUUACACAGUUAUUUUAUAUGGUUUGGUUAAAGUAGAUUCAUUUCCUAGUAACUUCUGAAUAUUUAUGUAUGAACUUAAUAAAGCUUAGAGUUAAAUAGUAGACAUUUUAGAAUGUCAUUUAGUAUGAGGGGAGAAUGUAAAUUUUAAAAUCUUAAGUAAUCUGACUACUUAAGAAUAAGUAAUAAGAAUAAUCUUAAGAAAGCUUAUUACUUAGGUAGGAAUAAUUCACAUUACUUCAGAUAUUCAGAAUCCAUAAUAAUAAAUUUUAGGAAGCUCCUAAACACUAUAGCAAGAUGCCAAAUAAAUUAUUGUAUUAAAAUAUUUUUUUAAGGAAGAGUAAACAUUACCUUUAUGUCAAAGAAAAAUUCUCUUAUCUAUUUCUGGAUUUCACAGUCAAGACAGUAUAAUUUAGUAAAUAACUGUAGUUUUAUUUGAACAUUCCAUUCUCUAUUCACAAAAAAAGUACUUUAGGCUGCUAUUAACAUCAGGAUAGAUUAAAAAGUGAAAAAGUAAAAUCAAGUUGCAGGGCUGAGGGGUAUCUAUAUAAUUAAUACUGUUUUGGUAGUUGUUUUUUACCUGAAUUUAAAAAAGUCUGUUCUACUGUAUGAAAAUAUAUGUUUGUAUAGAUAUAAAUAGGCAAAUGUCAUAGUUGGCAUGUUCUUUAAUUUAGGGCUUUGUUUACACUUUUGAGAUUAACUGUAAUGAUUUGUUGGCAAUGAACUAUGCUGCCUUUUUAAUGCAAGUCUUUAGAUGAUAAUAUAUUAGAACCUAAGAUUUAAGUUCUCAUAUAUAUUUUUCAUCUGGGAACUAUCCUCUGUCAGUAUGUACAGAAAGAUCCCUUUUUAAAAGCAUAGUUAUUGAAAUCUUACCAUUUAAAAUAAAUUGCCCUUAAAAUGAAUAUUCUAGUUAUGUCUUACUUUUUACCCAACAAAUUAAACUAUCCCUAACAUUUAUGCCUCUUUUUUAGGGGGAGCAGGGGUGGGGAGCACCCAGUGUGGGAUGCUGGGGAUUGAACCCAGGUCAGCCGCAUGCAAGAUGAACCCCUAUCCGCUAUACUAUUGCUCUGGGCCCCACCUAAGCCCUUUUUUAAAAACUGCUAAUCAAUCUAACAAUAUUCUAGAAAUCCAGCUUUUAUAUACCAAGUAGUUUUAGAUUCCAUUCAUACCAAUGUAAUGUGAUUUUUAACAUGCCAAAUUACCCCUCUCCCCCGCCAUGGUGCCAGGGAUAAAACCCAGAGCCUCAUGCCUGCAAGACAAGUGAAAAAAUGCCAAAUUUCUUGUAUCUGAACUACUUUCUCCCAUCUUAAACCCUUGUCCUCACUCUCCACAUGUACAUACUCAAGAAAUCAAUGCUGAGUUUUCUUUUCUGAAAAGUGGAGAUAGAUAUUGAUGAUUCAAGAGUCUUUAAAUGCUAAGAAAUGUUUGUGAAAAGCUUUCUUCUCAUUUAAAAUUGUUUUACCAUGUUUAUUUCAAAUGUUCAUCUGAUGUGUAAGUACUGUAUGUAGGAUGAAGAAUAUUUUGAAAUGCACAUUCGGAAAAAGAAGAAUUGGUAAUAUGCGUUAGACCCAUACAUCCACUCAAACUAGAGGUAAAUAGCUUAAGAAAUAAUUUCUGUAAACCCCACUAGUACAAAUAGGAGAGGAAAGAGUGAUCAUUUUGAUUAAGUGUAAAGAGAAGAAAAUUACAUGAAAGCUGACUGUAAAUGUAUAGAAAGGUAUGCUCAACCAUUCGGACAGUUACUUGAAGAUUCCAAGUACGUGAAGAUACUUUGAGGUUUAUAUAUUUGUUUUGCAAAAGCUAGUGCUAAAAAACCUAGGGUAAAGGAACAUUUUAAUUGCAGAGUUGUACAUACUCUGUUGGUAGGUGUGCUUUGUUCUAAUCAAAGUUUAGCAAAAGAUUCCUUUCCCCUAAAGGUACUAUUAUUUGAGAGCUUAAAAGAACUUGAGAUCUUAAACAGUUUCAGCUUCAAUUAUUAUAAAUAAUAUAUGUGAAUAUUGGGCAUUGUGAAAUAGUUUAUUUCAGCUCAAGAGUUGAACUCAGGCAGCGUUUUCACUUAAAAACUAUGAUGAUCUUAGACAUUAGUUUAGAAGUUAAGUAGGCUUUUAAAAAAGGGGGCUGGGGAGGCGGCUCAAAUGAUAGAGCACAGCAUGCCUUCCUUGCAUCUGUGAGGCCCCAGGUUUGAUCCCUAAUACCACAUGGUCUGGGUGUGGCUCUGACAAUAAUUUAAAAAGUAAUGGUCCUUAUUAGGACCCCACUCAGUUUGCUAAUCAUGAUUCACUGAUAGAACAUAAGCUUUUAUAGAUUAUAUGCUCAUUUACAUGCCAUAAGGAAACAUUAAGAUGCAAACUUUUAAGACUUUUUAAAGAAGCACUUAAGACAUAGAAUUAAGACUUAGAAUAUACAUUCACUUGUAACCAAUAAUUUAUGUUCACAUAAACAUGUAGUAUAAUUACACCAUUACUUGUUUUAUAAUAUCAGAAAAGGAGAAGGAAACAAAAAAUUUAACAACGUUCUAUUAUCUCUUGAAUAUUUAAGAAAUAAUGACGGUUAUGUUGCCAAAGUAGUUUUGAAUUAUUUAUGUCGCAAUAAUGUGGAGUAUGUUUACAUUUCUUAUUUUAUAAGUAUUUUGUAGUUAAAUUUGCAUUUUAAGUUGCUUAGAGUAAGGUAUUUGUAAAAUUAUGAUAAAUAUAUGUUAGAAUAAACAUCUUGUAUGACAAAACAAAGAUAAUUUAUGCCACUGCUAUCUUUUAUAUAAGCUGCCAUAUCAACAAAAUAUAUCAGCAUUGCUUGCAUCCCGUUUCAGUUAUCCAACUACAGGCUUUAGAAAGGGAGGGGACUAGAAGGCAAGGGAGAGAGAAAAGUUUUAUUGAAGUUAUAUAGCUGUGUUGUUAAAACCCAGUGUUAUUUUUAAUCAGAUAUCAGAAUUACUGAUUUGUUGACAAGUAUUUAUUCAUGUCUAAGUGUAAGUAUCACAACGGAAUUUAUAGCAGUGUUUUAUAACAUUCUUAGAGAAUUGUAUUGCUGCAAUAAAAUUUGCAUAAUAAGAUAUAUUUGAGGGCUGUUAGUCAAUAACUUCAGCAGUUUUAUGUUUUAAAAAAUCCCUGAGAUUAGUUCCUAUAUUAUAUAUUUGGAAUUUACAUGUAUACAGGUAUUUCAACACAAAUUUGUAUUAUAUGCAGACUUCGUUGCUUUUUCCCAUUAAGUAUUUGAGCCACUCCCAGCAGCGCUUGGGACCAUGUGAUGUGGGGGAUUGAACCCAGGGCUCCUAUUUACAAAUGUUCUGACGCUCUUUGAGCCAUCUUCCAGCCCUGGUUUUUAUUGCUUCUUAAUAGUAAUUACAAUAAUUCUUUCAGUGUUUCCAAAAACAAGCAACCCCUGUUUCAGCCAGAAGUUAGACAUUUUAUUUUAAUAGCCUUGAUGAAAUUGUGGGUGGAUAUCAAAUAUGUAUAUCUGUUUCUAUUAUUAAAUGUGCUGCUAUUUACUGUGUGUAUGUUUUUCUAUGCAGUUUACUGUUAAUUCUCAAAGUGUUGUAAUCAUUGUUUUUAUUUUAGUAAUCCGAGUUAAAAGAGCAACCAGAAAUAUUACCUACUGAGUUGUAAUCGUCAACAUUGACUAGAUAUGAUUCAGUUCAUAAGUAAAUUAACCAUUUUUUUCUAAUUUACAGAUUUAAAGCAAUAUUGCAAGUUAAAAAUUACAGUCUUAGGAGGAAGUUCUACUGUUUAACUUCUAGAAAGAAACCUUUAAACUUUUUCAAUAUAAAAAUGAAAAUAUUUGAAAGCCUUGUUAUGCUCAUAAAAGUUUCAGCUUAAUGCUGUAGUUUUCCUGUUGUGUAAAUUAUACAAAAAUAUUUUUCUAUGGACUGAAAGAUUGAAGCUGUUAACUUUUACUUCAUUGUUUAAGAAGGAAACAAUGGUAUUUGUAUGUCUUUCAUGCUGUAAAAAAGAUGAAUGUAUCUUUCAAAUGCUACUAGAAUAAUAACUUGAUUCUAAAGAUACUCUUGUUUUGGAAAAAAGUCAUCUGGGUUAAAAAGAAAGAAAGGAAGAGUAUAUUCCACUUCAUUAUACAAAAUGCAGUUUUAGGAGAAAAUUAUUUUAAUAUAAACAUCAAUCAUUGAAGCAUAUAUGUAUUUACCACAAAGGAAAGUCCCCAUACUUGUCUUUUGUCAGGCACACAAGAAAACAUUGUGGGAGUGAUAAAGCCAGAAAAUUGUGCCUAAGAUCCACAACAGUAAAUAUGUACAGAGGCCCCUGACAGAUAGUUUUGCCUUUUAAUUCCCAAUAUCUUAGAGAAAGACCAUUAUUCCAAAUCUGACUUGUAGAAGUGGAGUCUUAAAUCCUUAAGGGCUUAUUAAUUCAGCUGAACACAAAAGCUCCCUGCAUUGUAAACCAGCUUCUUUAGGCAUGAUUCAUUCAGUGCCCUCUUUAAAUUGUAAUAUUUAUUAUCUUUCAUUAAAUGACUCAGUGGGGCCUUCAUUAUUCUGACUCCUACUUCCAUCCCUCUAACUUCUAAAAAAAAUAUCACUAAUUUUUUUUUACAAUGAGGUCUUUGUGAAGUAAACAUCUUAAACCGGCGUUUCUUAAACUUUUUCCACAUUUGCUUGCCCCUUUUGCUUAAGAAAUUGUUAGCAACACCAGACAGAUAGGUAUAUAAAGUAGGUAUACAAGUCAGACAUUUGCUAAUAAUAAAUCAUACAGAAAUUUAUUUUAAACACACCUUUAAAAUGUUGCAUUUUAACAUGAAGGGUUAUCACAGUUUAGGAAGCUAGACCCUAAACAGCUAUAAAUUGAUCUUCAUUAUUGUUAGUGUUCUUACAAGAGUAGUGUCAGGCUUCCCCUUCAUGCUGGAAGUUUUAAAUUUUUAGCAGAUAGAACUUGUGAUAAGCUUAAUAACUGCCUCAGCGUGCUUAUAAUCCUAAAAUCCAGGUGGACACUGGCUUGUGGUUUUCCCAUAUCCAUUUUGGUCAUAGCUGAGCUCAUUUCAUCCUUCACUGAAGGAACUUUUUAGUGUCUACUCCUGAAUUGUAGUUUUUAGUUAUUUGCCUUCCCAGGGAAGAAAGUUUCAACCUAAUCCUGCAGAUCUAGUAUCCAUUAUUUCACAUCCUUAAGUGAGUUGACAAGAUUAUUAAUUUUUCAUGUAUAAUGUAGAGUAGGUCAAACUUCAGUGCUCAAAUUGAUUUCUUGAAAUUCAAAUAGUAGCACUUUAUUUCAUACUACUGAGUUAAUUUAUAUGUUUAAAAGUAAAAUUUAUCCUAGGAGUUUUGUAAAUAUGGGGGGGGGAAAUGGACUAGUAUGUAGAGCUUAUGACCUGAUAAUUCUAUAUUUAAUUGGUAACUUGUGUGAUUUUUAGCUUUGCCAUUUUCUGUAAUUUAGUUACAACAACGGCUACCCAGUUGACUGGUCUUGCUGGACUCUUGGAUUCUCUCAACUAACAGAACUCCAGUCAAGUUUGGUUUAUUAUAGUUGUUUCUGCCUUUCCUUGUUUUUGUACUUUAUGUAAAUACUUGGAAAUUUGUUUAUUUUAUUUUGCAUUGUACCUUAUGAUUAGUCUGUACUGAACCACAAGUAAUUUGCAAGGGGCAAGUCCUGAUACUUGACACAUAUAUUGAGGGGCAGGAUUUAAGUUACUAAAACAGUUUACAUUAAGCUGUUUUCAUUUGUUGUCAUUAGACUAUAUGUGCUUUAAAAAUUAGAAACUGUCCAACCCAGUGUUCUGACAGUAUCAGCACAUUGCAGUUAUGAUCCCUGCUGUAGUCUUUUCAAAUAAGAAAAGCUUUAUUUUCUACAGUGUAGGCUUAAUUUAGGACAAAUACUUUACUAAAUACUCACCUAUGGUAUUUUUAGCAGUAUUUUUUUUUUAGUUAUUUCUAUGUAGAGGGUGUUUUAAUUUGGGUGGUUUUUUUUUCCUUUUCAGGUGCUAUAUAUAAGGAUAAAGGUCAAAGAUAAUAAGUCUAGCUAGUUUCCCAAUUAAAAUAUAAUUUUACAUUUUUGCUGCCAUUUCAUGUUUCAUUGUACUAAACAAGAAGCAAAUGGCAUUGACCUCUGAAUUUUUCACUUAACUCUCCUUCCCAGUAUCACAGAAAAUGUCUUUCUUUAUCAUUUGUUCCCUUGACUACAAGGCAAAAAAGCUUAGGGUUCAUUUAAAAACGUGUACACUUGAAUUUGAUCAAUACUGGAUAAUUUGAAAUCAUCACUGCAUUUGUCACUGCAAUUUGAUAUGUGUUCUAAGACUUGUAUAUUUGUCUUAAUCUCAGUGAAAAAUUAGGGUUACCAAAAUUAACAUAAAAAGUACAACAUUGUCGGAAAAAUGCUGAUUUGAAUUUAAAUUGUUCUAAGCUGAAAAGCAGUUCAUGAUAUGUGAAAUGCUGUUGCAGUUUUGCUGACCAUAGUAUUAUUAUUUUUAUUAAGAAAUAGCUGUUCAGGUACAAACAUGACAAAACUUGAGCUGUGACUUUUAAUUGUUCAGUUACAAAAUAAAGAUGAGCUGUAGUAAUUUA
Sorex araneus (European shrew) is the source of this 11745-nucleotide messenger RNA. It is a transcript of the gene PTPN4, whose product is annotated as protein tyrosine phosphatase non-receptor type 4. The record is from RefSeq and is a predicted model, not a curated record. Gene Ontology annotation, biological process: protein dephosphorylation. Gene Ontology annotation, cellular component: cytoplasmic side of plasma membrane; cytoplasm; cytoskeleton. The coding region runs from base 896 to 3694 and encodes 932 amino acids. NCBI's taxonomy places the organism in Eukaryota, Metazoa, Chordata, Mammalia, Eulipotyphla, Soricidae. Gene Ontology annotation, molecular function: cytoskeletal protein binding; protein tyrosine phosphatase activity. The transcript is spliced from 27 exons.